Molecule: messenger RNA, 2657 nt
Organism: Melanotaenia boesemani (Boeseman's rainbowfish)
Lineage: Eukaryota; Metazoa; Chordata; Actinopteri; Atheriniformes; Melanotaeniidae
Gene: mepceb
Product: methylphosphate capping enzyme b
Exons: 9
Coding region: 459-2321 (620 amino acids)
Biological process (GO): rRNA modification; snRNA modification
Molecular function (GO): snRNA binding; rRNA (adenine-N6,N6-)-dimethyltransferase activity; O-methyltransferase activity
Source: RefSeq, a predicted model, not a curated record
GGCUGCUAACCGUUAGCAGCUUGUAGCGGCUAAAGUUGUGCAAGUUUAGAACAAGUCACGACUCAGCAACCUGCGCGCACACACGCAGGCAAACACGCAUACGCUCAGAGAACCUGGCGCGGCCUCGUUUUCACGCACAGCGCGGGUUUUUGUCCUGUUCGAGUUUUUCUUUAGAGGGGUGUGUGUGUGUGUGUGUUAGCCUGAGGAGCUAGCUGUUGAAGCUAACUGUUGUGGUGUGUUUGAAUUAUUCAUGACGGCGCUCCGGGAUUGGUGGAGUGGCCGGAAGGGGCGGCGCUUGUUUUCUUCCAGGGCAUGGGGGAGGGGGAGUUAGCCACAACACACACACACGCUCACAAACAGAUCUAUUUCUGUCACACAAACACAGACCCACACUGAGAGGUGGAGGUGUGGACAACAAGUGAAGACCUGCAGGACACACAUCAUCUGAUUGGUGGAACAUGAUCAGAAUGUCGUUGGACAAGGAGCCCAUCUUGCCUCCUGAGGCGCCCGUCAAAGUCAGCCCCGUCUUCACCGUUCCUGCCAGCCUAUCAGAGCAGCCUCAGCUGACUAAGCCCCGCCCACUGGUUCAACCUAAAAAUGGCCUCCAGUCAUCUGGCGGCGGACAGCACGGCCUCCUCGCCCCGCCUCCGCCUGGGCAGCGGAUCGGGAAGAGACGCUUCUCCAUGGGUGUCGGUUUCAGGGGGGCCACUAAGCGCCGUCGCCGUGCCAACAGCGACAGCCAGGCGGAGCCCGUCCUGCCGAGUCACUUCAUGUUGGGCGGGAACAUCUUUGACCCGCUGAACCUGAACUCUCUGUUAGACGAAGACGUGAACAGGGCGACCAAUCAGGAGACACCAAAGUGCUCGCCCCUGCCAUCUAAGAGCAGAGACCCCGUAGAGAUCCUUGUUCCCCGUGACAUCACUGACCCUCUAAACCUGAAGGGAGGGGGGGAGGCCGGGGAGGUGGCGGGAGUCCUGCUGUCCCCCCAGAAGUCCAGGAGGAGACACCGGUACCGACACCAUGGAGGAGGAGGAGCUGACGGAGAGAAGGAGGCGGUGCCAGCGCGACUGUUCCCACCUCCGGCCGGACUGACAGUUCCCCUGACGACCGCAGAGGGCAGCGUUUCUGCUUCGCCUCUGUCCUGUGAACUCAACACUGCCAUCACUUGUCGUGAUGACGUGGCCCCGCCCCCCAUCCUCCCCCGGAGACACACCCACCCCCCUCAAGGCCCUGCCCAGAAGCCAGGCAGCCAUGGUGACGGUCGCCAUCGGAAACGGCGGCGCACCACUUCCACAAGGUCGGCGGACGGUUCAUCGACUGCGGUCACUGCAGCUCCUCCGCCUCUGCCAAUCAAGUUUCAAACUCCACUUGUGGGAGGGGCUAAAGCUGGAAGGUGUGGAGAACCUCUGCUCGGUUCUGCCUUUCUACCACAGAAGAAGAAAAAGGACAAACACCGAUACCAGUAUGGCAACCACAGUCGUUACUAUGGUUACCAGGGUUUCUAUGGAGACCAGUACGAAGGUCGGGUGGGUGUGGAGGAAGACCUCCGGCUCCGCCUCCUGGAAGCUGAUUGGUUCAGAGACAAGACGGUGCUGGAUGUGGGCUGCGGUGCAGGUCACAUGACACUGGCCAUUGCCAAGAGGUUUAACCCCGCCCACAUCCUGGGGGUGGAGCUAGACGAGACACUGGUCCACGCUGCCAAGCAGAACAUCAGGCAUUUCAUGUCACAUGACCUGGUGGUGGAGGAAAGAGAGAGGACGGGAAGGAGGAGCCUGACAAGAAAGGAGAAGAAGGAGGGAGGAGAGGAGAAGGAGUUCCAGCAGGCCCUGUCCCUCCUCUCCUUCCCCCUGUCCUUCAGGGUGGGGCGGGGUCCUCUCUCUGCUCCUCCCCUCCUCCUCCCUCCAUCCUCCUCCUCCAGGUUCCCUAACAACAUCACCUUCAUCCAGGGUGACUACGUGUCAGAGCGGGAGGUGUGGCCUGGGCGUGGUCACUAUGAUGUCAUCAUGUGUCUGGGUGUGACCAAGUGGGUUCAGCUGCAGUCGGGCGAUGGAGGCGUGGUCAGACUGUUCAGAAGGGCCUAUCAGAGCCUGUCUCUGGGCGGAUUAUUCAUUCUGGAGCCGCAACCGUGGACCAGCUACAUCCACAGCAAGAGGGCCUCGGAGAGGACUUUACAUCACUACAGAAGUCUGAGGCUCAGACCUGAACAGUUCACCUCCUUCCUGACGGACAGCGUGGGCUUCAGCUCCUACCGACUACUCAAAAACACAGGUAACCAACGGCCAAUCUACCUGUUCCAUAAAGGCUCCGCCCACAAGAAGUGAGCUCUCCAGGACAGGAGGCCAUGCCACUGGCAUCCAGCCGUUUCCAUGGCAACAGCCUUAUGAUGGGCUGAUGACAUCAGAGGAGAAUGGGCUACAUCUGAUUGGUCAACGGGCUCAUUGUCCCAGAACUUGUGUAGUCACAUGACGUUUGAGCCAAUGAGGUUUAGCUUAUGGAAGUAAUGAACAGAUGCUGAUCAAUGAGACUGAACUGAGCAUGCUCAGUGUGAUCAGCUUGAACUGUCAUGUGAUGUGCUGUGAUUGGACCCUGGGUUCAGACAGGAAGUGACUGUUUUGUUAAGGUUCAUGUUUUUCAGAAUAAAUGGAGGCUCUGCUUCA